Molecule: messenger RNA, 252 nt
Organism: Botrytis porri
Lineage: Eukaryota; Fungi; Ascomycota; Leotiomycetes; Helotiales; Sclerotiniaceae
Exons: 2
Coding region: 1-252 (83 amino acids)
Source: RefSeq, a predicted model, not a curated record
AUGGAAUAUCCGCAUGCUGCUACUGCAAUAGAGAUUGUUUUAUCGACGCGUUGUGCUCCGGCAUACAGGCUAGAGGCGUAUGGUUCAACCUCAGCAUUGGAUUCUCGAGAUACCGUUAUCGAUAUUGGUGGUAUUCCAUGCAAAGCGGAAUGGAAUCAAAACAAAGCAUUCGUCACGUACCACCCACCCAUGAAUACUCCAUACUGCAACAACAACAACAACUUUGUUGCAGUCACUACAUCGAACCAUUAA